Lampris incognitus (smalleye Pacific opah) is the source of this 3924-nucleotide messenger RNA. RefSeq names its product suppressor APC domain containing 2 (gene sapcd2). The transcript has 6 exons. The record is from RefSeq and is a predicted model, not a curated record. NCBI's taxonomy places the organism in Eukaryota, Metazoa, Chordata, Actinopteri, Lampriformes, Lampridae. Bases 230 to 1672 code for a protein of 480 amino acids.
GUUUCAGCGACAGAACCGAGAGACACCGAAAAGGAUACGCAAUUCACCAAAGGCUCUAGAGCAUUAUUCACAAGGACGCGUUUUUUUCAGUCAAAAAGCGAAUAUUUUUUUUCCUCCAAUGAGGCUUUUAUGUAUAAUUUACCGCGUUAGAUUAAACGCCAUAGCCAAUUUAUAGGCCUAUUGGCGUGCUUUAAUAAGCCGUAGUUAAAGUGAAAAAUUACGUAGUUUAAUGGCGUUGACAGCGACAGACCGGAGCUGCAAGUUGAACGGACCGCCGACUCUUUAUGGCAAAAGUGGCCCAAGAAAAGAGGGUUUUCACGUCAAGGCGGACGGCUUGAAAACGGUAAACAUGCAACCUAAAGGGAUGGACUAUUCCAUGGACGGGUUGCCAAAGGCUUUUCUUCAGAGUUUAAGGACGCUCUUUGACAUUUUAGAUGACGGCGGACGAGGCUACGUCCACAUCUCGGAGAUCGAGAGCCGCUGGCAGGGCGCGGACACGCAGGAUCUGCCCGGCGGGGUGCUGGAGUGCCUGAGGCGGAUCGUGCCGUCGCACGGCUGCCUCACUUUCGAGCGGUUCGUCGCGGGGCUCCGGUACUCGAUGCUCAACCCGGAGAACAGCCACCAUGUGAAGGCUCAGGCCGCCGUGCACCCCCAGCAGUCACAGGCACAUCCAGCGAAGAUCACGCCGCCGCAGAAACCUGCCGCGCUCUCCACGUGCAGCGUCGGUACGCGGGUCGAGAACAAAGUUCGGCCCCUUGGCCCGAGUAACGUGACCAACACACAGCACGCGCAGCACCGUGCGACCUCCCUGCAGAGCCGAGCCAGACACGAAGACGGCAGCGGGUACUUCGCACCAGCGCGCUACAAUGCGGGGUCGGAGAGGAGCGGACGGAGUUUGGAUCGGGUACCUGUGGCGCCGGAAGGGGGCUGUUACCGAGCCGAAUCGGUCCACGCCGGACCGAAACAAGCGAUCCCGCAGCGAAGUCGUAUCAGGGCGAUUGAAUCGCUUGCACUAGAGUCGCCACAGCUGCAAAGAGCAAGUGUUGUGGAGCCGGGUUUGCCGAGAUCGCAGAGUGAAUCAGCAACAGGAUUCACUGGUGGUUCACGACGACAUGGGAGAAGUCGGGAGGAGCAGAGGCGCCACACCAUUUCCAAUGGAGUGGAUUAUGGAAUGCUGAAGCAAAUGAAGGAGCUGGAGCAGGAGAAGGACUCCUUGCUGGCUGGCCUGGAGGUGGUGGAGCGAGCUAGGGACUGGUACCAGGGCCAGAUCCACAAUGUUACAGAGAGACAGCGGCACGUUGGCCAGAACAACCACUGCACGGAGUUUUUCACAGAAACCAGUCAGAGUCGCAUGAAUGUUUUACUUCCCAAAUUGCAAGAGGUCAACCGCUGCCUUACCGACCUCAUUUCUGGCACAGGGAUGCAGUCAUUCCCACCCACUGGUACUCAGACCACAGCUGUCUCCACUAACUCCCAACCAGCACCUCCAGCCCCUCCACAAGCCAUCCAAAGACUGAAGGACCAGAAUCGUCUUCUCACACAGGAGGUGACAGAAAAAAGUGAGCGGAUCACGCAGCUAGAACAGGAGAAGUCGGCGCUGAUAAAACAGCUGUUUGAGGCUCGCGCUCGGAGCACACAAGACAGCAGCACAAUGGACUCCACCUUCAUCUGAAGACAAUUUUACUUUAAACGAUACCACCAUAUUAGCAUGUUUCAAACAUGAAGCAGCCAUUAUUGCACCUCAGUAGUCAUAAUGAACAGAAUGUGAUACCAUUAUUAUUCCACAAACUGCACUGGUCUCCCGUGUGAUUUGCAGCAAAACUUCCAGAUAUGACUGAAGCAGUCCUAUCUGGAAACUUUAGCAUAGCUGGAUUAUGUUUACUCAAGUAACUACUUGUGGCUGUGUAGCAAUUUUAGCCACAAUGUCCUAGGGUCCCAGACUGCAAUAUCAACCACUCCACCUAUCCUAAACGUUGAUAUGUACUGCAAAAUGCCCAGAAAUGAACACUCCAAAGAAUGCCACUGGGAUCCUGUAGCACAACUGCCCCGGGAUUCCAGAUUUUUCUGACUUGUUGCUUUUCCCUUUCUCCCAGUCUUAACAGCCACUCCCACCAGGCUUAAAGCCUACAGUGCUGUCACAGGGCCAGUUAAAUGGGACCUUCUUAGACCCCCUUGUUUAAAUACCUCCAACAUCCAAUGGCGUCUGUUGGUCUCAGUAAGGAUACCAUACUUGACCACUCCUUGGGGACUCUCCCCUCUGCAUCAUAAGAAGUAGGAAUCGUAAGUGCUGAACAUUGUUAGGGAUCUACUCAAGCUCAAUCAUACGAAUCCAGAUGCUGUUGAACAUACACACUAGGUGGAGUGAUUUAUACUAAAAGACAUUUUCAUGACAUUCUACUUGUUGAAUUGGAAAAUCAUCUCCAUCUACUUGCUGUGACCUAUCACUUUUUUUUUAUAAAAUCUUAAAUCAAGGUACUUUGACCCAAAAUAUAUGCCAACAGAAUUGUAUACUGCCAAUAUCUGCCAUAUUUAAUCUCUUGAAUAUUUAUCAAGUUAUGGAAAUUAUUGAUCAUAAUUGAUCAUAAUGAUAUCAUGACAUUGAGAUGCUCCAUUUUUUUUUUUUUUUGUAGAGUGCUUUAUUUAAAGGGACUGGAUGGAAGACAGGCAGAGAGGAUGUUGAUAGAAAUUCCCACAUACGUAAGCAGAGGAGAGGUUUUUUUUGGGGGGGUGGUGGUAGAGCUUCCUGUUAAAUGUCACAAUUCUGGACUUUUGGACAGUGGUUCAACGUAGAAAAUGUUAUGGGUGACAAAACUUACUAAUCAAGGAGGUGGAGAGAUGGCGAUGGAAGGAGAGAUGUUUGCAUGUAGAAGAGACUUGAUGAGGAUCACCAUGGUAUUGGCUGAAUGUGUUGGGAGUCCUUGCCUGCCCCCCUAGCUAGUGUUUACAUUGGGCUAGGUUGGGAGGGCUCAGACUAAAGUGCUGCGGCGUGAGCGAGUGGAACAAAAUGACUCCUUGGUUGGUAGACAUUCAACGUCGUGUCAUGUCACCUUCACAAAAACGUUCAAUUACCAGAUUGGCUACCCUGUGCCACAUCUCCUGGUUGUCUUUACAGUGGAUUUUUUUUUUACAUUCUUCUCAACCCUCUUUGACCCUUUGUCAAAAAGCAUGAGUAAUAUUUUUCAAUUCAAAAUACUGUAUAUUGCUAAGAGAUAUUGUUUGUGAAACUGAGUGGUUAUUUGACCAUAUUGUAAAAACUACACAUCCACAAGUUUACAUGGGGAUGGUUUAGAUAGUGGGUGGCAGUAGAACAAACAUUGCGGCACGGUGGCCCAGUGGUUAGCACUGCCGCCUCACAGCAGGAAGGUCCUGGGUUCGAACCCCGGGGUUGUCCAACCUUGGGGGGGGGAGGGGGCUCAUCCCAGGUCGUCCUCUGUGUGGAGUUUGCAUGUUCUCCCCGUGUCUGCAGUGGGUUUUCUCCGGGUGCUCCGGUUUCCCCCACCAUCAAAAAGACAUGCAUGUUAGGGUUAAUACUCCUGUCUGUGCCCUUGACCAAGGCAUGGCAAGACAAACUGGAGUUGGUCCCCGGGUGCUGCACGGCGGCUGCCCACUGCUCCUAGCUACACAGCUAGGAUGGGUUAAAUGCAGAGUGUAAUUUCCCCAUGGGGAUCAAUAAAGUAUCUCAUAAUAAAAAAAAUAAUAUUGUUUUGUCAUGAGAUUGUAGGUACUAUUGGGAUGUCUGCAUAUGAAGUAGUAUUAUCGACUUCGUUUCCCGCUUGUUUGAUUGUAUGUCUUUGUGAUUCUCUAGCUGCUCAAAUUUCAUUACUUGUGAAUGCAACCUUAUCCUCUCUAUUUUCUAUUAAGAAUAAUACAGAUUCAAGUGAACUGUAACACAAUAAAUAUACCCAAAGGGUCCUGUUGGCUGUA